AUGGCUUCUAACAAGGACUUGGUAUUUCGUAAGGCUGAGAAAAAGGAUUUAAAAGCUGUAUUGGAAAUGAUACAGGAAUUGGCUGAUUUUGAAAAAAUGAGCGAUGGUCCUGAAUUAACAGAAGAAGAUCUUUCAAGAGACUCUGGCCUGGACGGGGGACAAGAACAUUGUCAUAUUUAUGUAUUGGAUUUGAAUGAAAGCGAUAAAGUUACCACUAUUGGUUAUGCCAUUUGCUUCUUUGCAUAUUCCACAUGGAAAGGUAAAUUCUACUUUUUGGAAGAUAUCUAUGUGAAGCCAGCAUAUCGUGGCAUUGGAGCGGGAGCGCGCAUUUUCCGUGAGGUUGCAGCCAAGGCCAAAGAAUACAAAUGUAAACGUGUCGAUUUUCAUGUUUUGUCAUGGAAUCCUGCCUCGAAAUUCUAUCAAAAAUUGGGUGCCAUCGAUUUAACAGAAGUCGAACAAUGGCAUAUGUAUCGUUUGCACGAAGAACAAUUGGAUACAUUAUCCAAGGAAUUAAAACAAUAA
Musca vetustissima is the source of this 522-nucleotide messenger RNA. Its product is annotated as thialysine N-epsilon-acetyltransferase. Bases 1 to 522 code for a protein of 173 amino acids. The record is from RefSeq and is a predicted model, not a curated record. The transcript is spliced from 4 exons. Gene Ontology annotation, molecular function: N-acetyltransferase activity. Lineage: Eukaryota; Metazoa; Arthropoda; Insecta; Diptera; Muscidae.